AAAAGGCCCUGCAAAAUUUGCAAAUGAAGAAACGAGUUCAUCAUCUCCAAUUCCAUUUCCAUUUUGAUUUUAUCAUUUUACUGCAAACUGAAGUUUUUUCAUUUGCUAUUUGAUUACUCUUUCCUUAUUAUUCCACCAUUGGAGGAGAUCCGCCGGCGACGGGAAUCCCUGGUCCAAUCCCUAGAUCGAUUGCUUCGAUGGCUCCUGCGGCAUCGUUCGACCUAGACCGACGGCCUUCCAUCCCCGAAUCUCCCCAGUCUCCUGCUUCUGGCCGAAGACGUCGAUCCGUCCACGCUGCUCUCGGCAGCGGCGCAGUUGCCGAUCUCUUACUUUGGAGGAACCCAACUGCGACGGCUUCUGUGGCUGGGGCUGCUACUGUCUUCUGGAUCCUCUUUGAAUUGGCCGGGUACGGGUUGCUGUCUCUGGCCGCGAACUCGCUGCUUCUUUUGGUCACCAUCCUCUUCUUCUGGGCGAAAUCUGCGUCGCUUCUUAAUAGACCUCUCCCUCCGCUUCCCAAACUCGAGGUUUCAGAGGAGGUCGUUGGAAGGGUUUCGGGUGAGGCGCGGGUAUGGAUCAAUCAUGCAUUGUCUGUUGCACGUGAUAUUGCCAUUGGAAGGGACAGGAAGGUUUUCCUUAAGGUAAUGUUGGUGUUAUGGAUUGUCUCUUAUAUUGGCGGUUUAUUCAGCUUCCUCACCUUUGUCUAUAUUGGCGUUGUUCUUUCUCUCACGGUUCCUGCAUUGUAUGAGAAGUACCAGGAUCUUAUUGAUGAAAAACUUUGUUUAGCACACAGCGUCCUCCUGAAGCAGUAUGAUCAUGCCCUUAGAAGAACAUUAAGACAAUCAAAUAAGGAAAAGAAGUUAUAUUAGAAAGGAACAUUGAUCGGAACUCUGGUCCUUUUGGCAAAAAUAAUCCUUUAUUCAAGAGAAACUUUUCUGCUUUGCAAAGGCGAGCUUUCCAACCGGAAGGAAAAUAUGUAAUAUUCUUACUAUCCUUGUUUGUUGUUUUAUUGUGGAUCAUUUACUUUUUCCUGUCACGAUUUAAAUGUUUUGUUUCCAUUUAAAUGCCUCCAGUUUUGCGUUGUCAAUUAUGUGAAUUUUUCAUAAUAACAGGCGUUUUAUGUAGUUUUUAAGGUGCAAAGAGUGUGUUACAUGUUUUAUGUUUGACCUCUACUUCCUGGAGCCUUCUAUAUGCUGAAUGUUUUGCCUCAAA
Messenger RNA from Dendrobium catenatum, 1209 nucleotides. Its product is annotated as reticulon-like protein B11. The transcript is spliced from 6 exons. The record is from RefSeq and is a predicted model, not a curated record. The coding region runs from base 198 to 866 and encodes 222 amino acids. NCBI's taxonomy places the organism in Eukaryota, Viridiplantae, Streptophyta, Magnoliopsida, Asparagales, Orchidaceae.